AUGUGUGAGGCUCCCAGGCAACCCCACGAGGCCCCCAACGUCGCCGCCUGUCUCGAGGAAAAUCGGAAAAUCCUCGAAUCGAUCUACCACCUCCACGGCGAGGCCCCUGGCGGCGUCGCGGGUGUUCUUGAAGGAAAAUAUCUCGCGCAACUCCAGAAAACCCGUGCGUUAGCCGCCCAGCUCGAGGGUGAACGCGCACGAGUGCGGGAGCUAUACGCCAAACUCGAAGAAAAAGGAGGAGCGGGAGGUUCGUCGGAAGGGCGCGCCCUGAAGGCGGAGGAGGGGGCCGCGGGGUUGAAAGAACGCCUUCAACGCGCCCACGCGCAGCUCCGAGAGCGGGAUCGCCAGGCCGUCGAGCAAAAACGCGAAAUCCACCAACUCCGCCAGCUCCUCGCGCGGGAGGUGGGGAAGAGCAUGGAAGAGGUGAACGCGUGGAUUCGAGGGAUGGGCGUUGUGAACGAAGGGGGGGAAACCCCCACACCAGGAGGAGGGGGUUGGCGAGGUCGCGCGGAGCAGAUCGUUCUCCUGCAAGUCAAGGUGAAAGACCUCGAACGGAGGCUCAAUGAGGACGGCAAAGGCGACGGAAAGGAAAGGGAAAAGGAAAAAGAUCGCGUCAAAGACGUCGACGCGGAGGCGCGGGAUCGCGUGGCGUCGAUCCACGGCCGUCGACUUCGCGCGGCGAGGGAACUCGCGGCGGAGCUCGACGCCGCCCGCCGCUCCUUGGAGGAGGGAAAGAUGAAACACCUCGCCCUGCAAGCUCGAUACGGAACCGUUCAGCAAGAAUGCUCGCAACUCCGCGCGCAUCUCUCGCUCCUUCUUGAGAAAAGUCGCCGCGACGACGAGCUGAUCGAGCGCUACCGCGAAGAGCGGAAGGAAACCAAACCCCCCCCUUCCCGCCCUCGACCACCCCCUGCCCGAACGGACGAAAAGAAAAACGACCAAAGCGAUGCGAAUGUGGAAAAAUCGAAAGAAACCACCUCCACCGCGCAGGCGCGCGUUCUCUUCGGGCUGCAGGAGAUGAACGUGGAUCUUUUAGAGCGGAAUCGCAUCCUGGAGGAGCACCUCCUCGCCCUCACCCUGAAUGAAGAAAAAGAGCAAGACGAAAAUGAAAGUGGCGAGAGGGCGGUGAAAUCACGCGCGUUGCUUCUUACGUGGGUGAUGGAGGCGUGUGGGGCGCUUGGGGGCGCCCGCGACGGCGAUUCCACCCCCCUUCGCGAGGAAAACAGCGAGGAUUUAAAUGCGCGGGAAACGGAUGGAAAUCCUUCGCGUGAAAGUCGUUUGAACGACGAAGAUAAGGAACGGGAAAGAAAUCGUCUCCUGACGGGGGUCUCGCCGCGGGCGGUGGCGGCGGUGCUCCACCACGCCUGUGCGCACGUCGCCUUUGUGGAGGAGCAGGCGUUACGACGGGAGCCCCUCGAACGCGUUUAUCGCGGAUGGGUUGAAAAAAUCCGCCAGGAAUGGGAAAAAAAAGGAGGAGGGGGGGGGGAGGGCAUUCCAUAG
Phytomonas sp. EM1 is the source of this 1500-nucleotide messenger RNA. Lineage: Eukaryota; Euglenozoa; Kinetoplastea; Trypanosomatida; Trypanosomatidae. The record is from the annotation of a GenBank genome assembly.